Molecule: messenger RNA, 528 nt
Organism: Drechmeria coniospora
Lineage: Eukaryota; Fungi; Ascomycota; Sordariomycetes; Hypocreales; Ophiocordycipitaceae
Exons: 1
Coding region: 1-528 (175 amino acids)
Biological process (GO): mitochondrial translation
Molecular function (GO): structural constituent of ribosome
Source: RefSeq, a predicted model, not a curated record
AUGCCUUUGUCCCUCUCAUUUCGCGGCCUUUUCUGCCGUCGCGCCUUGACAAGCCCCGGCGCCGCCUUUUCUCGUCUCUUUUCCACAACCACAUCUGCCAUGGCACGCCUCCCACCCAAAGUCGCGGCCAAGCCCGCCCGCAAGAACCGCCAGGCGCCUAAAUCCGAAAAUUACCUGCGCAUCAAGAUUCUCAAGCAAAACAUGUUCUCGCCCGCACCGCCGCCUCUGCGCAUGGCCCGCCAGCGUUACCUGCGACAUUGGACCAUCCACCGCGCUUGGCAGCUAUUCCGCAGGCAGCAGCAUGAUGCCAUUGCAAAAGAACGCUACAGGAUGCACGCCGGCAUGUUCAACGCCUGUGAAGAGUUGCGCAAGACGGUCGGGCCUGAGGGAAGGGGCGAGGGAUACCUGUACCGUGUCGCGAUGGAGAAGAAGGGUGUGUAUGGACUCAAUGGUGUUCCGAUCGAGUAUGCGAGGUUUCAGACGGAUACUCCGUCCAAGGAGCCAUGGAAUCAUGAGUGGAAGAAGUAG